Messenger RNA from Trachymyrmex cornetzi, 1600 nucleotides. Its product is annotated as NADH-cytochrome b5 reductase 3. Bases 417 to 1343 code for a protein of 308 amino acids. Gene Ontology annotation, cellular component: mitochondrion. The transcript is spliced from 4 exons. The record is from RefSeq and is a predicted model, not a curated record. Lineage: Eukaryota; Metazoa; Arthropoda; Insecta; Hymenoptera; Formicidae. Gene Ontology annotation, molecular function: oxidoreductase activity; FAD binding.
UAAGACCCGGGGCAGUCUUUCGCGUGUCGAUCAGCCGAUGACAAAAGGGCACGUGUUUUCAGCGUAAUAAUAUGUUGCUGCGAGUAAUGUGGCUAUAAAUACCGUGUCUAAUGUUCCUAUUCCGAAAACGUGAGAAGCCGAGUCUAUUUUAACGGAUUGGAGCGAGUUCCGGAAUCGGCGGUACUCGUCUCGUUGACCCUACAAACGGUAGACGGUACAGACGCCGGCGGGCGAACCAUCGCCCUGGCGAAAGUCGAUCUGCGAUCUCGAUCACGCGAGCUCGCGUCUAUUUGCACCCAUUCGCACCAAGCGUCUCCGAGCGACGAACGUCUCCGUAGUCCGUAGUACCUACAAUUUUCUCCGCGCUGUCCUGCGCUAUCCUUUAACCUCUCGGCCCACGUGCACCUUUAAUCGCAAUGUCGAAUGUACGAACAUUGAUGUUACCAAUUUUGGCUGCGGUAGGAACGAUAGUUGUUAUAGGAGUAGCAUUUAAAAUAUAUAAAACUUGGAAUGAAAAGAAGAAAAAAUCUGCACCAAUAUUACUGGUUGAUCCAGUAGUUAAGUAUAGUCUACCUUUAAUUCAAAAAGACAUAAUAAGUCACGAUACAAGGAAAUUUAGAUUUGGAUUACCUACACCAAAUCAUGUCCUGGGUCUGCCAAUUGGUCAGCAUAUACAUUUAACAGCAAAAAUUGGAGAAGAGGUUGUAAUACGUUCAUAUACGCCUGUAUCAAGUGAUGAUAAUCGGGGCUACGUUGAUCUGGUUAUCAAGGUAUACUUCAAAAAUGUGCAUCCAAAAUUUCCUGAAGGAGGAAAAAUGUCUCAAUAUUUGGAAAAUAUGAACAUAGGGGAUACUAUUGACUUUAGAGGUCCCUCUGGUAGACUGGUUUACAAAGGACAAGGAAAAAUUACUAUAAAACUUCUUAGGAAGGAACCAGCCGUAGAAUAUAAUGUUAAAAAGAUGGUUAUGCUCGCUGGUGGUACGGGCAUCACGCCGAUGCUGCAACUAAUUCGUGCAAUAAUAAAAGAUCCUACGGACGAAACUCAAACCUCUUUGUUGUUCGCCAAUCAAACGGAAAAAGAUAUCUUAUUACAAAACGAAUUAGAUGAAAUCGCCAAGAAGUACCCGAAUAAACUGAAACUUUGGUAUACAUUAGAUUCAAGUAGCGAUAAAUGGCCUUACAGUACAGGAUAUAUAAGCGCCGAUAUGAUAGAAAAGCACAUGUUUUUACCGUCACCUGACACUAUCGUACUUAUGUGCGGGCCACCUCCAAUGAUCAAUUUCGCUUGUACUCCGAACCUUGAUAAACUUGGCUACGAUACUAAAUUACGGUUCGCGUAUUAAUCAAUUGAUUAUUAAAAUCGUAGACAGUUUGCAUUAUCUGGUGGAAAUUUAUAUACUUUUUUUUGAAGAAAGUAUUCUUGAGUCAAGUUAAAGAUUUGUUUUUUUGUUAAUUGAAUGUAUAAUCCGCUUUAAUGAAGUAUUUCAAAUAACGUGGUUAUGCUCCAAUUAGAAAGGUUCGUAUGUUGGAAGAUUUCCAUCAAAACUUAUCCAUAAAGACACCUGCAAUAGAGUAUUGAUGACUAUUAUAUAAGCAUACA